Molecule: messenger RNA, 814 nt
Organism: Schizophyllum commune H4-8
Lineage: Eukaryota; Fungi; Basidiomycota; Agaricomycetes; Agaricales; Schizophyllaceae
Exons: 2
Coding region: 356-736 (126 amino acids)
Source: RefSeq, a predicted model, not a curated record
GGCGUCCUUCCUGCUUUCUUCAGCUCCCCUCUCCGUCCCCCCACAAUUCCUCCCCUUGGAUCGUCCGAGUACCCCUCCCUGUAAUAUGGCUGACUUACAGGGAUUUGUGUGCCUUCCCUCAUCGACAUCCAGUGCGACAUCGUUCAGUGUUUCCCGUCCCCCGUCCCCCGCCCUCGCCCCUCGCUUUUCUUUGCCCUUGCCACCACCACCGUCGGAGCUAACGCGUCGACAUCCUCUGGAUUGCUCUCGAUUUGCACCGAUGCUCAAGAGAGCUUCGAACCAUUGCUGACCACAGCUCGCGACUCUGUCCACCCGAUCCAAACCUACCCUCCUUCUCACACAUCUCCUAUGUCCUAUGGUGCCUAUCGGUGGCCCAUCGCCGUCGCAUAGCGCUCAGGUGACUACUGCUCAUGCGCAACAAGCAACCUCCAUCGACCAUUAUUCUUGGUACCCAAGGCCUCCUACGCACACCCCUUCAUCCCGCCAGACCUUCUAUCAGCGCAUACAUCAGAAAGCAGGGGCUGCGACGAGCUGCAAGAGCGCAACAGGCACUACCCGACCCCUUGAACACGUACAAGUCCACCUGUACUCUUGCUGCUCACCCUCUCGCCGCGUCUCGAGCUGCUGCGAUUUAUCGGGCGAACUGGCUCCUCUCAACUUUGCCCGAGCAUUUGUAGACUUCAACUUGCGUACUCACUCGGCAUCGGUAAUAUCCAUUUGCCGACUCAGCGCGUGAGGAUCGUUUACUUGUAAUUCCCCACCUUACUCUGCACACUGGAUUCAUUCCCCUCCUACAAACAUGAUUAGUUCAUCG